AUGGGCAGCAGACAAGCUUCUGAAUCAGCUCCGAUCCCACCGACAGGUAUCUUGAUCGCAGUGGAUGAGGACCCCAAGCCCAAGAUAACUGCGCUGCCCAAAAGAUUCGCUUCCCCAAAUUCUGCCAGUCCACGACGCCUUUUCAAAACCAAGGUUACAUACUCUGAUGGCCACCCGGGGCUCCAGCGAUUCGUCGGAGUCAAAGAUUCAUCGCAAUGUCUUGCCUAUGCAGCGGGGGCUUGUUUCGAAAAUGAGAAAGACAACAAACCCAAAGCAGGCUGGUCUUUCGUUUUCAGGCCCCGUGCGCCAUUUGCGCCACGAGGCCAAAGGAGCGGUGGGAUUUCGGGGCACCUUGAGACAACCGGGCCAACGGGGGCGACCCGGACGCCAACUAGCCAACGUGCGCAGCUACGAGCUGUCAUUGCGGCGCUGCGGUAUCUAAACAUGCAUGGGAAUUCGUUCAAGAGCGUGGUGAUUGCUACCGACUCACCGUAUGUCGUGAAUAAUGCUACCCGUAUCCUCCCCACAUGGCUUUCCAAUGGGUGGAGGAAUCAUCUCGGUCAUUCAGUUAGUAAUAGGGAUCUGUGGCAGAACCUGGUGGAGGUGGUGGACAGUUGGGCCAAGAAGCAAAAAGAGGUUUAUCUGUGGAGGAUCCCAAGGAGGUGGAAUCUGGAGGCAGAUGAACUUGCCAGGUUGGCUGCCGCAUCGAGGCCUGUUCCUGUUGAUUUCGGGGAAUUAAUUGGUCGCUGGUAG
Messenger RNA from Aspergillus sclerotioniger CBS 115572, 753 nucleotides. Its product is annotated as ribonuclease H-like protein. Lineage: Eukaryota; Fungi; Ascomycota; Eurotiomycetes; Eurotiales; Aspergillaceae. Bases 1 to 753 code for a protein of 250 amino acids. Gene Ontology annotation, molecular function: RNA-DNA hybrid ribonuclease activity; nucleic acid binding. The transcript has a single exon. The record is from RefSeq and is a predicted model, not a curated record. Gene Ontology annotation, biological process: DNA replication, removal of RNA primer.